GAUUUCCGAGCACGUACGAACAUGGCCAGAAGGUAGAAACAAUGAUGAAUCCAAAAGACCCUAGUGAAAUUCAGAAUAAAUCUCUGAUUUUGUCAAGGUAUUUCGACCAGAGAGUUGGUUCAGAGGAGGUCUUUGCCUUCACGACGAAAGCCCAUAUAUUGCGUGAAUGUGUACAUAAUGCUAGCGCUGACAACUUCAGUGUAUUACAUGCUGGAAGUGUAUUCGCGGGAAACAGUGCGAGUGUGGCAGAUAAUGAUAUACUGUUAAUAGACAAUCUGGUUGAGGUUUUAUUGCCAGAACAACUUGUUUCUGAGGAGAUCAAACAUAAGACUGUCCUGUAUAUGAAGGAGUCUGAUUGUCCACCUGGGUAUAGACUGUUACAGCUUUGUCAACUUGGAAGGAAGUGUAGUCGCUGGUUGAAUGAUUCACUUGUUACUGUUGGAGACGCAGUGUUUGUAAGCAAUGAAAACUGUAAAAAGGUUUCCAUGGAAACAAUGGGAGCUGUUUCAAAACCAUUGUUGUCAAGUGGCUCUUUGGAUAUCAUAUUUUCUCUGAAGUGCAAUAGCUGGCCUAAAGAAGCCUAUGAAUUUACAACACGUACACGCCUGUUUGCAUGGCCUUCUCAACUAAUGGUUGACAAAAUUAUACACGAUGGUUGUGAACUUAUCCCAGUUGGAGACCAAUAUUCAAGGGAUAAUUCUUUACAGUGGAAGAUAUCAUUUGCAGCAGCAGAAAGGCAGAUAGUUUAUUCUCUCAACCACGUUCAACGGAAAGUCUUCAUUCUUCUUAAACAUCUCUUACAAGAAAUCGAGCGGACAUUGAAUGAUAAUGGUGUUUGUAAUGAUAUGCUGAACUCAUAUGUCAUGAAAACUGCCUUAUUUGUUGCAGGUGAAAACUCUCACCAAAACUUUUGGCAAGAGCAAAACUUAUUCUUUUGUUUUUGGUUUUGCUACAACAUAGUGCUGUCGUGGGUCAAGUCAGGUUACUGUCCAAACUUCUUCAUUCCAACCAAAAACAUUUUCAAUAGACCUAUCCAUGUGCAAAACCAACAGAAAUUAUUUCAUAUUCUGAAUGAUUUUCACCAGAGAAAAUGGAUGAGCCUGUCUGUUGUGAAAUUCUUCGGGCCAUCAGUCUUAGAGCAGCUGUCAAAUGAAAGAGUACAGAGUGUGUUGACUUCUCCUGAAACAACAGAAAACAUUGAGUGGCGGCGUGAUGUAGGUGUAAUGGAAUGUUUGAAAAUGGAUAUUACAGCAAAUAAAACUUCAAGAGCAGGGAUGCAGGCUUGUAAAGCGGCAGAUUUACUUCUAAGGACGGAGUCUGAUAGUGAUGAAAUGAUUGCCUACUACAAGACAUGCGUUACUCUGUCAAAUAUGGCCUUGAUUGUUUACACAGACCGCACACUGGCCACUGACAACAAGGCCAGAUACAAAAGUCUUAAAAAAUGCAAGCACUUGCUUUUGCCAAGAGCUUCUAUUGGCACAAGUCUUUUAUAUCUGGCAACGUUUCACUUCCAUUUGGGAACCUACUGGAAAGCACUAGAUAUUUGUAGACAAGUGAUAUCAAAUGGUUAUUUCGAUACUUCCCCUAUGAACACAAGGCAAUCAAGACGAUACAUAGAUGAAUUUUGCAAUAAAGGAUACACUUUGUACCACAAACUGAAGACCGGGUACACACCAGCUCUUCAAUUACAAGAACUUCUUUCUCUUCCUCAUCUACAGCCAGAGAUUUCAAAAUGCCCUGUUGGGAUGCAUAUACCACCACUACCUUAUGCAGCGUUUCUGUCCUUCUUGUGCUGCCAUGAGCUCGGAGACAUCAAAGGACGUGAUGGAGCUCUACGUGAAAUGAUAGUGGUAAAGUAUGAUGCGCAGCAAGGAGGACACAGACACUGGAUAGUGCACACACUCCUUGGCAUAUGUUAUCAAACUAUAGGAGACACCCGCAGGGCCGUCAGGGCAUAUAUGGACUCGCACGAUUCACCAGCAGCAUUGCAAGAGUUUAAUCCCGCUAGGGAGAGAAUAGAUGCACUGCGUAGUUCUGAUAUUGGAUAGAUUAAACCUCCGUUCACAUAUUAUCCAAAUAUGAAAAAACAAGAAAGGAAACAAUUAACUGUUUUCAUAAUGAUUGGCCUGGUAAACGGUCGUUUGGAACAGAAGUGUGUAAUCGACAAAAACGAUGGAUGCAUAAUCUUGUCAGUAGUUAAAUAUAUAUAAUAUAUACACUGAUAUCUGAU
Molecule: messenger RNA, 2230 nt
Organism: Pecten maximus
Lineage: Eukaryota; Metazoa; Mollusca; Bivalvia; Pectinida; Pectinidae
Exons: 2
Coding region: 42-2048 (668 amino acids)
Source: RefSeq, a predicted model, not a curated record